UUCUUUAGUCUCUACCCAAGGAAAGAUUAUUAGCGGUCGACUGCGUACUUGAUCCAACCAAUAAUUCUUUUCCUACCCAAGGCCUCUCUUCCUUCGUUCCUUCCCUCGUAAACUGAAGCUUGUUCCCUCUGAAAGCCAAAUAGCAAUCAAUGGCGAGUCGACAGGAAGAAAAGUCCGAAGGCGGCGGGCACAUCGACUGGUUGCCGGAGGGGUGCAUCUCGCACGUGCUCUCCUUCACGACGCCUCGUGAUUCGUGCAGGUCGGCCCUCGUCUCGCCCACCUUCCGCUCUGCAGCAAGUUCCGACGCGCUAUGGGAGCGGUUCCUGCCAUCCGAUCACCAGUCCAUCUUGUCGCAGGCUGUUGAUCCGGUCCGGUACUCGUCGAAGAAGGAACUCUAUUUUCGCCUCUGCGACUCUAUUCUCAUCGAUGGCGGCAAGAUGCAGAGCUUCCAAUUGGAGAGAUCGACUGGACGUAAAUGCUACAUGAUAUCUCCAAGAAGCAUGCAUAUUAUAUGGGGGUGGGACGAACGAUAUUGGAGGUGGAUUUCUCUGCCUGAGUCAAGGUUCUUAGAAGUGGCUGAGCUUCGAGCUGUCUGUUGGUUCGAUAUAGGUGGCAGGAUUGCCUGUCAACUACUCUCCCCUAGAACAUCCUAUGCUGCUUAUCUCGUCUUCAAAUUGGCCUCUGAGUCGUAUGGACUUCAUAACCCUCCCCAGUUGGCAUCAGUGAGGCUAGGAGCUUAUGCCUCGGAGAUCAAUGUUUGUUUGCAGCAGCAGCAGCAGCGCUUGAGGAAUGAUGGGUGGAUGGAGAUCGAGUUGGGGGAGUUCUAUAAUGAUAUGGGGGAUGAUGGUGAUGUUGAAAUGAGUUUGAGGCAGGUGCAAGCAUUGCAUGGGAAGCGUGGGCUCAUCAUCCAGGGCCUCGAAGUAAGACCAAAAAUUUAACUUAAUUAGAUGCUGUUGUGAUCAUUUUAUACUAUAUCAUACUCUGAAAAAACUGUUUGCUGUUGCUUCAGAUUAAUAUUGUAUCAUGUUAGUAGCUACCAAAACUCUUUCUGGUGGUCUUGUGGACAAUUGAAUAUUGGAAUUGCGAAUACAUUUGAAUUUAUUUAAU
Messenger RNA from Elaeis guineensis (African oil palm), 1107 nucleotides. NCBI's taxonomy places the organism in Eukaryota, Viridiplantae, Streptophyta, Magnoliopsida, Arecales, Arecaceae. The record is from RefSeq and is a predicted model, not a curated record.